Columba livia (rock pigeon) is the source of this 8929-nucleotide messenger RNA. RefSeq names its product laminin subunit beta 4 (gene LAMB4). Bases 1071 to 6497 code for a protein of 1808 amino acids. Gene Ontology annotation, biological process: animal organ morphogenesis; tissue development. The transcript is spliced from 41 exons. NCBI's taxonomy places the organism in Eukaryota, Metazoa, Chordata, Aves, Columbiformes, Columbidae. The record is from RefSeq and is a predicted model, not a curated record.
GGGGAAGAAAAUUAGUCCGGGGAGGGGGCCUGGAGGGAUUGGGAGAUUUAGAGGGACAUGUCUGCAAGGCAAUCUGAAGGGGACCAGAUACUCCUACGUGAGCACCACAAGAUGUGCAGUAGUCCAUUGCAUCCCAGCUGUUCUAAAAGACGUUGUGUUCCUGCAUAGACCUGCCCAUGCAGUGAGUGGAGACCCUGCAGCCCUGGCUGCAUACCCGUCAAGAUACAGCGGAGAGCUUGAAGUGCCACUGGGCUUGGUGCUCACAGAUACCUACUGCCUUAACUCUGCUGCAGGGAGCUCGGGGUGAUGGUCACAAACUGGCUUGUGAGAAAGGAUGGGCAAUGUACAAACAAACCAAUUGCUGUUGAAAUGUGCUCUGCACAGAUGGUCAGCGAGGGAAAUAUUUCUUCCUGAUGCCUUCUGCCAAGAAGGAACUGCCUCAGUCAUAGCAUUUGAAAGCAAGAGGGACCUCCCGGGUGACCAUGGGAGAGGGGCUGUGUGAGAGAGCGCUGUUGUGGUCACAGCCGGACACCGUGUGUAUCACACACAUUGGUGAUCACAGGGAGAAUAAUUACUUCUGAUUAAUAGGCCAGUAAAGCAAUGAAAAGUGAAAAAUAUCAAGCACUUUUGUUUAGUGAUGUGAAAAGGUUCCUAGAAACAACCUUGUCAGUUGUUCUGCAUGAAGUCACCCAUUCUGAGUAAACUAAUAUUUGCUGAUGCCAGAAGCCCUGGCAGGAAGCGUUCACAAAUCAAGCCUUUGGCAGGCUGUAGGCUGGGUCUCAUUCUCACCUACACCUCAGUGCCUGGGGGGACAUACUAUCUUCUCCAGCUGAAGUGUGCGGGUAUGCCUUUGCUUGCUUCCCUCAGUCGGCUCUGCUCAUUUCCAGCUGAAACACUUGGCUGUCUGAAAACCAGAACCCAACUUCAGGCAUUUCUCAGUGGCAUCUUCUUUAGGACCUUGGUCUUUGUUUUAAGUCAAUGCAAGAAACAUGAGCCUCCAGAGAAGGAGUUAGAUCUCUGCAAACAGCCCUGCUGAAUUUACGACAUCGGUUUGAGUUUCACGGGGAGACAUGAGGCUGGGGCUGGCCAUCCUGUUACACCUCAUGCUGGUAAGACUCCAGCAUGCACAGGAUGACUGUGAUGCUGGGUCCUGCCACCCAGCCAUUGGGGACCUUCUCCUGGGUCGCAGCAAGCAAUUAACAGCCUCGUCAACCUGUGGAAUGAACAGCCCUCAGAAGUACUGCAUUAUAGGCUACCUAGAGGAUGAACAGAAAUGCUUUCUCUGUGAUUCCAGAUACCCAUAUAAUCCCUAUACACAGCACAACAGUCACAUGGUUGAAAAUGUUAUCACAACUUUUGAGCCUGAUAGGAAAAAAAAGUGGUGGCAGUCAGAAAACGGUGUUAACCACGUCAGCAUUAGAUUGGACCUAGAAACUUUAUUCCAGUUCAGCCAUCUUAUCCUGACUUUUAAGACAUUUCGACCUGCAGCGAUGCUGGUUGAGCGCUCCACUGACUUUGGUCAGACCUGGAAAGCCUUUAGAUACUUUGCACAGGACUGCACAGCUUCUUUUCCCAACAUCCCUUCUGGUCCAGCAAAAAGUGUGGGAGACAUCAUUUGUGAUUCAAGAUAUUCAGACAUCGAGCCCUCCACUGAAGGCGAGGUUGUUUUAAAAGCUUUGGAUCCCAGCUUUGAAAUAGAAAAUCCAUAUGUGCCACAUAUCCAAGAGCUCAUUACGUUGACAAACCUAAGGAUCAAUUUUACAAAACUCCACACCCUUGGGGAUGCUCUGCUUGGAAGAAGGCACAGUGAUCCCCUCGAGAAGUACUACUAUGCUGUCUAUGAGAUGGUUGUACGGGGCAGCUGCUUUUGCAAUGGCCACGCCAACCGGUGUGCUCCUGUGCAGAAUCUGCGGGGAGAUGUUUUCCGUCAGUCUGGGAUGGUCCACGGGAGAUGUAUCUGUCACCAUAACACUGAAGGUUUGUCCUGUGAAAGAUGUAAAGAUUUCUACAAUGAUGUUCCAUGGAGACCAGCUGAAGGGGCACAAGAUAAUGCUUGCAAACGGUGUAACUGCAAUGGACACUCUGGCAGAUGCCACUUUGACAUGGCCGUGUACCAGACCAGCGGUGGGGUCAGCGGUGGUGUUUGUGAGGACUGCCAGGACAACACCACGGGGCAACACUGUGACCAGUGUCAACGUUUCUUUUACCGGGAUCCGCUCAAAGUCAUCUCGGACCCUCAUGCAUGCCUCCCCUGCAACUGUGACCCAGAAGGUACAUUGCACAACGGCAUGUGUGAGAGCCGCACAGAUCCUGCUCUGGGAACAGUCGCGGGCCGAUGCCCUUGCAAAGAGAAUGUGGAGGGUGUGCGCUGUGACAAGUGCAGGGCGAACUACUACGGGCUGAGUGGCAGUGACCCUCUGGGCUGCCAACCCUGUAACUGCGAUCCUGCCGGCAGUCUGCCUUUCUCCAUCUGCGAUCCAGCCACCGGAGAGUGUCUCUGCCAGCGGUUUGCCACAGGGCAACGCUGUGAAAAAUGCCUUGUAGGAUACUGGGGUCUUGGCAACAGCUUGCAUGGCUGUUCUCCAUGUGACUGUGACAUUGGUGGAUCCCAGAAUAACUUGUGUUCACCAAAGGAUGGUCAGUGCAAGUGUCUUCCCAACAUCGUGAGCCGUCAGUGUAACGAGCCAGCCCCUGGCUACUUCUUUUUACCCCUGGAUUAUUAUAUUUACGAAGCUGAGCAUGCAAAGCCCCUUUCUGGCUCUGCACCCUUGGUUAAACCAAGCACUCUUCCCAGGUGUGACAUCUACUUCCAGAAGCAAGGCUAUGAGUUCAUGAUUGAAAAUGGAAAGAUUGUGUUAAACAGGAGCAAGAAACGAAGUGUAAGAAAAUCUGGAAUGGAACAGGGAGCAGCACAGCUUGGACAGGACUCGGCUGUGUCGGUGGUUUUCAGGCAGCCCAGCACCGGUCGGUCAGUCACAUGGACAGGACCCGGCUUCGCACGCGUUCCCAGCGGAGCUGGGCUCAGAUUUGCCAUCAACAACAUUCCCUUUGCUAUGGACUUUGAUAUCACGAUUCGUUAUGAGCCUGAGUCCUUGGAAGACUGGAUAGCAAGUGUUGCCAUCCAGCCCGCUGGUAUUUCGUCAAGUCAACACUGCAAAAACAAGAGCCUUUCACAGGAACCACAUUUGUUGCCUCUCUCAGCUGCAAAGAGGAUUGCACUUCUGCAAACUCCCGUCUGCCUGGAGCCAGGAACAGAAUAUUCUGUGGAUGUGUAUUUUUCUCAGCCCUCUGCCUCUGACCCAAAGGUGAAAUCGUUCAUCUUGAUUGACUCACUUGGACUUAUUCCCAGAAUCAGCUCCGUGGAGAACUUAUGCAGUGAAAAGGAUUUAGACGAGUACCAGAAGUAUCACUGUAUUGAAAUUGCAUCAGAAGUUGGACCUCACGUCCUGCCCGAAGCAUGCACACGGCUCAUAGUGAGCAUGUCAGCCCGUAUUCAUAAUGGUGCCAUCGCGUGUAAGUGCAAUCCCCAAGGGUCGCUGAGCGCCAGCUGCAGUAAACUGGGGGGCCAGUGUCAGUGCAAAGCCAAUGUCGUGGGACGCUGCUGCGACACCUGCUCUGCGGGCAGCUAUGGCUUCGGCUUCCAUGGCUGCUAUGCAUGUGAGUGCCACCCUCAAGGCUCGCUGAGUACACUGUGCGACCAGGUGACGGGGCAGUGCUCCUGCCGGCGCGAGGUGGAUGGCCAGCGCUGUAGCCGAUGUCUGGCUGGCUAUUUUGGAUUUCCCCACUGCCGCCCUUGCCCAUGUAACGGCUACACGGAGCUUUGCGACCCAGUGACUGGAGCAUGCCUGAACUGCCGAGGGUUUACAGCUGGAAGCCGCUGUGAAAGGUGUGUGGACGGCUAUUAUGGAAACCCUCUGAAGGGAGAGGCCUGCCGCCCAUGCAUGUGCCCAGGGGCACCUACAAGCAAUAGGUAUUUUGCACAUUCCUGUUACCAGGACUCCCGGUCUGCACAACUAGUCUGCAAUUGUCUCGAGGGAUAUUCAGGCGAUCGGUGUGACGAGUGUCCUAGUGGGUUCUACAAGAACCCAGGCAGCCCUGGGCAUGGCUGUGUGCUGUGUCCCUGCAAUAACAACAUUGAUGUGACAGACCCAGAGUCCUGUAACAGGGUCACCGGGGAAUGCACCAAGUGUUUACACAACACCCAUGGAGCAAACUGCCAGUUCUGCAAACCAGGGUAUUUUGGCUCAGCCCUCAAUCAAGACUGUCAAAGGUGCACAUGCAACGUAGCAGGUGUUCACCCUGCGAUGUGCCCAGGAGGGGACGCAGCCUGUCUGUGUGACCCGGUCAGCGGGGCUUGCCCGUGCCUGCCCAACGUGGUGGGUGCAACGUGUGACCAGUGCGCCCCUGGCUACUGGGACCUGGCUAGUGGAAAAGGAUGUCAGAUCUGUGACUGUGAUCCAAAAAACUCCCAAAGCAACCAGUGCAACCAGUUUACAGGCCAGUGUCCAUGUAAGCCAGGUUACAGUGGAAGAUGUUGUGAUGAAUGUGAGGAAAAUUAUUUUGGCAAUUCACAGACACGUUGCAUUUCAUGCGAGUGUAACCCGGAGGGAACCAGCCAGCCCACGUGUGACAAAGCCACUGGCGCCUGUAAGUGCCGCGCUGGCGUCACCGGACGGUUCUGUGACAAGUGUGGCCGUGGCUUUGAGAAAGACUUUCCCUCUUGCCAUCGAUGUCAUCUUUGUUUUGAUCAAUGGGACACUGAAAUUACUGCCCUCGCUCAGACUGUUCAGGUGUUAAUGAGGUUUGCUGCAAAUCUCGAAGUUAAAGGAGGACGAAGGCCCAGCUGUGACAUGCGCUUCAAAGCCUUUGAAGAUGCCAUUUCUGAAAUUGAAAGAAUUUUGAGACAUCCUGUUCUUUCACUGGAGACCCUCUCGGACAUCAGGGAUUUUCAGGGCUACAUUCAACAAAAAGUUGCACAAAUGGGUCCACUUCACAGUCCGCUGUAUGAGUUUCCUGACCUUAACAAGAACAUAGAAGACAUUGGGGAAGAAGCUGACCUAGUGUAUGAACUUCUACAGCAGAAAAUACAUCUGCACCAAAGUUUUCAUUACUUGAACCUCCAAGAGGCCAUGAGCAACAUUAGGAAACACUUUGAAGUAUCAUUGCUGGCAGAGCAGAAGACUAGUGGGACAACCCCUGUUGUAAGAUACUCAGAGUACACCAGGAACCAUGCGCUCGCUAUGUUGGGACGUCAGGCUCUGAAAGCAAGCCAUGUGCUGGAGCAGCUCAGGAGCAUCGGGAGCCCCAACAUCCAAAACUUGAACGAAAAGAUCUGUGGUGUGCCAGGAGACCAGCCCUGUGUCACAGCAGCCUGUGGGGGGGCUUUGUGCCAGGACAGGCACGGACUCAGGCAGUGCGGUGGCCCAAAUUGCAGCGGAGCUCUUCCACUGUCCACUGAUGCCUUCAGGAAAGCUGAGGAGACCGCUGUGUUGCUAAAUAACUUGACUACUCAGCUACGGGGACCUGAGAAUCAGGUCAAAAGCAUCAGGAAAACGGCAGAAGAGAGCAAGUUGAAAGGCUCACAAUUUAAAGGGCAACUGGAGAGGGCUAAGAAUCAAAUUGAAGUUGACCAAGAGAUCACUAAGGAGUUCAUCCGAAAAGUGAAAGACUUCUUGUUAGAUGAGAGCGCACCUCCAGAAGACACAGAGAAGGUGGCAAAUUACAUUCUGCAAAUAAACCUUCCCCUGACUUCACGAGAGCUCACAGUCAUGCUUGACAAAAUCAGGAGCAUUAUGAAGCCCUGUGAGAAGUACAAAAUGAAUGCAAGUAAGAGAAAAAGAAAAUGGGAGGAAGCUCAGACACUGCUGGUGGAGGCACAAGAAGCUGACAAAGCAGCUAAAGCUCUUCUGCCUGUGGAUGAAAUGAAUAAUAAACUAAAAAAUGUUGUGAAGUCCCAAGGACGCUCCAAAAACACCUUAAUCGAGUUACAUGAAGAGAUACGGGCCAUCAGAACACAAAUCUCACAGGCUGAGAACAAAGUGAACAAGACAAAUGAUGAACUAAAUGACUUGUCAGCAAAGCAGUCUGAGAUGGAAGAUGAAAUUGCCACAUUGCAGGCAAAAAUGCUGAUGAACAAGAAUCAAGCUAUGAAGGCAAGAGCAGGGGCAGAAGCAGCACACAAGCAAGCCCAGAAUAUUGAUAAUGAAUUUGCUGACAUUAAAAGAAAGUACACCAUUCUUCAAGAAAAGCUAAAAGCCCGGGUACCUCCAAAAGUAACACUAGAAAAAGUGAAGCAGCUGAAAGAAGCAGCAGAAAAACUGGCUGAAGAGACUGAAAGAAAAAUUAAAAGGAUAACAGAUUUGGAGAAGAAGCUUCGGGACCUGAAUCAAACCAAACAAGACAAGGCAGAGCAACUGAGACAACUAGAAGAACAAGUAAUAGCCAUUAAAAAUGAAAUCACUGAGCAGGAAAGCAAGUAUGCAACAUGCAAAAGUUAGGGUCUGAACAGACCAUCAGGUAAAGUGCAACUGAAGUCUUCAGGCUUACCACCUCCCUUCCCAGCACGAGUGGCUGUGUCUGUAAAUUCCUCUGAAGGUGCAUAUAGUGUUUUGGCACAGUAAAUAACGUAACUUUCUCUUAGGAUUUUUGGCCAGUUGAGUUUAUAUGGAAUAAGAAAAUACCUUUUAAUAAACCUGCUGAUAAUCAGGAUGCAGUUUUUGAGGGAGCUCUAAAAUACACUCCUGCCCACAGGCCAGGGCUUCUCCUUACAGAGGGCUGGAAAUGCAAAAGGAGGAUUGCUCAGAGAUGUAACUGCCUCAGAGACUCCCAACACUCUGUGUCUUCUGCUGAGCCACACAAUAACCUGUGGCUGUGCCACAACCCCACAUGGGGCUGCACCAACCAGGGUGGGCCGAUGCAGAGGAAGGGCUGUGGGCUUCUGUAGCCAUCCAUCCCUGCUGACAACUGGCAGCAUCCCCAGGGUACUGUCACACCUCCAUCCCCAUCUCCUCACUGGUACAGAGCAGGGGGGUUCACCAGGAACCCCUGACCCUGUGGGGUUCCCACUAUGUUAACUGAAAAAGCUGAGGGAUGCGCAGUACCUGCGUGCAGCACUGGGCCAUUGGAGGUGGGUGACAGGGAGCGAAUUCCCCGGUGCCCACUGGAUGGCAGUGCGCACUUAAUGCCAAACACAACCUCCAAAUCAUCAAAUUGUUGUUAAGGAUCAUUUCUCAAUGUCCCUCCUGCAAUACCUUUUUUUCAUAUGCUUAUAAGGGAUUUCCUAUGUUUUUCAUUAAUCCAAAGAACUGGAGAAUAACUCCAGCUUUUAGGUUUAAGCUGUGAGUCUAAAGGGCCACAUGUGUUGAAAAACAGUUUAUCCAUUUUUUUUUCCUACAAGCAGAAGUCAGGGUUCACUCAGCAGUUUCUUGUGGCCAUAAAGAACACAGGAUUUGACCUAAAUUUUAGCUUAUAAUUCCUUUUCUUACUAUAAAAAAGGAGACUGGGGCUAAGCAAAUGCUACAGAAGCGCUAGGGUUUUAAAAAGACCAAAGGGAGCAACGCUUUGGUUUCAAAAUCCCACCCUUGAUAUACAUAUUCCUGCAGGAUGCUGAACAGACUAAAGAUGGCUUUUCCUCAGUUAAGACCAGUCAUGUAAUUCCCAGCUGGGCCGUCCCACGGCAAGCAUCCCUCAUGGGCUUCAUCCAGCUGGGGUGAGAAGCCCAGAGCUGCUGCAGAGCGCUCAGAUCCAGCCCAGACUGCAUCUGGAAAAGGAGGAAGGCUCUGCAGGAGCAACUACUCAUCCUCAUGCGAGGAGCACACAUAAACAACCCUUAUCUAAAAGCAAGCAUUGUUUCCAUCCCUUGGAGAUAAACCCUCCCUAGUUAUCACUCUGUGUUUAGGAGAGCUAAAUUAGCACUUGUAUGUGCUGGGGGCUUGGGUGGGAAUUGCUGGCAUGGAUGAGAUUUCAGAGAUUUUCCUCUAACUCAAACUAGCUGUGCUCCAGGGCCAUGUCCAACAUGCAUUACUCAUAUAAUAGCAUAUAUUAUGAAAAUGAAAGGAAUCAAAUUAUAACUUCAAUAUAAUUUAACAAAGGCACCUGAAUGCAGGUAUGCACAUAACUCGUGGUUUAGAUUUUUUCUGAAUUUUAACACUUUAAAAAAUCAUCUGUGAGGUGUGAGGCUUAUUUACAAGUUACUAGACUGUAAUCAGAAUAUAUUUAGAUUGACUUUGCCAUACUGAGCUUGAGUAUCUCUGUUUUAUUCGGAGCACACAGCUCACCAAACUGCCCACACGCAGGUCUCCAGGUAAUCAAGGGUUUCCUGCAGGUUUCAAUGUGGCCCUGAUGUACCUGCACUGCACCUGAAACAGGCAAACUGGAGCUCUUGGAAAGAAAUUCCCAUAUAAACCAAAAUUAUUUCAUUCAUGACUCUAGAACUCAGAAUUCACAAGCAGAAAGCUGAAAAAUAAUUUCCUCCUAAAAUGGACCGUUGGCUGCGAGAGCUGCCAUAUGGCUUUCAACAAAGAAUAAGUCGGUAAACACACAGCAGUUGUGUCUGUGGCCUGGAGGGGAGAUGUAUCCAUGAGGGGAAACAGAAAUCACAGGAAGAAAAGUGGAAACAGGAAGAAGAAAGUCAGCAUGGAGUCCGAGCUGCCCUGCCUUCCUCCAGGAAUGCUCAGACACACAAAGCAAGCAGACCUGGCAGGACCAGUGGCUGCAGGACACCAAACCCAUUCUGUGACAGCUUCCGAGGUUUACAACUGUGCAGCAUUCACCAUUGGAAGUGCUGCAAAAAACCUCUAGUGUUUUUGCAAAGUUAAUGUGUGGGAAAAUGCUGUAUCUUGAUCAAAAAUACGUAUUUUUUUAGUUCCCCCAGCUCUCCUUGUGGAAAUGGCUUCAGAAAAGUGUUUAUUGAAAACAUUAUUGAAAUCAC